GGGUAAUGGUGCCCUUCCUCAUGGAUUCUGAUAUGCUGCCAGACAGAAGCAUAGCGUUGUACACUUCCAACAAAUCCGGGCCCAUCCAGUCCCACAGAGCCAAGUACAACUCUGCCGCUAUGCAGCAGGUCCUGGACAACUUGAAUGACUUACCAAACUCUACUGGAGCCAAGGAUCUAGAUUUAUUGUUCCUGAGAGGAAUCAUGGAGAGCCCAAUUGUUCGGUCACUAGCUAAGGCCCAUGAGAAGCUGGAAGACACUAAGCUGGAGGCUGUGCGUGAUAAUAACUUGGAGUUAGUGAAGGAGAUCAUUGAUGAUAUCACCCCAAUUGCCAAGGAGAAUGAUACUGCAGCUGAACUCAGUCAUAUUCUCCAAGAACCACAUUUUCAGUCUCUGCUGGAAGCUCAUGACUCUGUCGCCUCCAAAAACUAUGAAACUCCACCCCCAAGUCCAGAGUCUUUUAUGGACUCUACAUUCAACAAUCAGCCUGUCCCACCUGAUGCAGUCCGAAUGGUGGGGAUUCGCAAAGUCAAGGGUGAACAUUUGGGUGUAACGUUCAGGGUUGAAAACAGUGAACUUGUGAUUGCUCGAAUUCUUCAUGGAGGCAUGAUUGACCAACAAGGUCUACUUCAUGUGGGGGACAUCAUCAAGGAAGUGAAUGGAAAAGAGGUCGGGAAUGAUCCAAAGGUUUUGCAGGAAAUGCUCCAGAAUGCCAGUGGAAGUGUCAUCCUUAAGAUCCUACCUAGCUAUCAGGAACCACAUCCUCCGCGCCAGGUGUUUGUGAAGUGCCACUUUGAGUAUGACCCUGUCAAUGAUAACCUGAUCCCUUGCAAAGAAGCUGGCUUGAAGUUUACCUAUGGCGAUAUAUUACAGAUUGUGAAUCAGGAAGACCUCAACUGGUGGCAGGCCUGCCAUGUGAAGGAGGGAGGUAGUGCAGGCCUUAUCCCAAGUCAACUGUUGGAGGAAAAGAGGAAAGCUUUUGUCAAACGAGACUGGGACUUCUCUGCACCUUCAGGUGCACUAUGUGGAAGUAUGGGUGGGAAAAGGAAAAAGAAGAUGAUGUAUCUGACCACAAAAAAUGCAGAAUUUGAUCGACAUGAACUUCUAAUCUAUGAGGAAGUUGCAAAGAUGCCACCAUUUCAGAGGAAAACUCUGGUCCUUAUAGGAGCACAAGGAGUUGGGAGAAGAAGCUUAAAGAACAGACUCAUCAUGUCUGAUCCAAUGAGAUUUGGAACAACCAUUCCUUACACGGGGAGAAACUUACUUCACUGGAAACCGAAGGAAGACGAGAAUGAUGGCCAUAUUUAUGCCUUUGUGUCCCGCGCUGAAAUGGAAAAUGACAUCAAAGGGGGUCGGUAUCUGGAACAUGGCGAAUAUGAAGGAAACCUUUAUGGAACAAAGAUUGAUUCCAUUCAUGAGGUUGUUGAAUGUGGAAAAAUAUGUAUCUUGGAUGCAAACCCGCAGGCAUUGAAGAUUCUGCGAACAUCUGAAUUCAUGCCUUACGUGGUAUUUAUUGAGGCUCCAGACUUGGACACACUCCGAGCAAUGCACAGGGCAGCUAUUGAUGUGGGCGUUACAACGAAACAAUUAACUGACACUGAUUUGAAGAAAACGGUGGAUGAGAGCUCCCGCAUUCAGCGAGCAUACAACCACUACUUCGAUCACACAAUUAUGAAUGAUAACCUUGACAAAGCCUUCCAAAAGCUUCAGGCAGCCAUGGAAAAACUCUGCACAGAGCCCCAGUGGGUGCCAGUGAGCUGGGUCUACUAAUGUUCUUCCAAAGGGUGGAGGAAUAUGUUUUACACAGAGCACCAUUAACUUUGUAGAAAAAGUCCUUUAGAACUAAAGAGGCAUCAAUUUGAAUAAGUCAUAACUGGAGCAACUGAUCAUGCUUCCAACAACCAACAUUGUGCCAAUCAACAAUGAAUAAAAAUGUUUUGAAAGGGAAGGAUGAGAAUUCUCCCAGGCCAUCGUUACGAUUUGAUUUUUCAAACAAUAUAGGAACUGGGCAAAUUUUUUGGGCAUUGGUAUCCAGUUUGUUGGUUUAUGGCACGUUCUGAUAGAUUAACAAGAUUAAACAAUACAACUUUUCUGCUCUUUGCAGCAUUUCACCAGAAAAAUAAACAACUAAUUAACAAAAAUACAAACUACUGUGGUUGGUGAAAAGUUGAGACAAAACCAGACAAUGCUGGAAAAAUAAAAAGUUAAUCAAUCUAAAACUGUUUCCUUAUCUGCUGAGAUUUUCCAGCAUUUUCAGAUUUUAUAAACAAUUGACACUGUACACAUAAGGGGAAAUAAUCAUGGGCACAUCGAUGUUGGAUUUUAAAAUAUCGGUUCUCUUUAAACUUUUAAUCUUUGUUCCAUUUCAAUGCUUUUAAGUUACUUUAAAAUGGACAGAUUUGAAUUGAAAGUUUAUCCAGAAUCAACCUUGAAAUUAUUGCCAUUAUUUUGGAAAGGAUUCUUUAAGAUCUGUCAAAAUUUGGUUCAAUUGUACAUUUACCCAAGAUUGCUGAAUACUGUGGUCAUGGUGUUCUGGCAAUAACAGCACACAUAAUUUACCCUUAAGAAAUAUGUACACAUUAUGCUUUAAUACAAUUGUCUGAAUUUAAUUUGUCUGUUGUUCAAAAAGGCAAACAACUAACUAUACAUAUACUGAAGUCUUAAUUAAAUGGUGGAGGAUGCAAACCUGUUAAAAUACUCAUGUGCUAAUACUGAAUAGCACAGUUUUAUCCCAGACUUUCCUUCACUGUUGUUCCUACAAAUUGUUAAUCAAAUUGGAAACAACUAUGUUGCUUUGGCCUAGCACUGGGAAUUUAUUUUCUACAGCUCUUAAUUCUCAAGGACCUUUUCAUUCAGACUUGAUCUAAUAUUUACUAAUAACAAGGUUAUCUGUGGAAGAGUACCUCUUUUUAAUGGCUCACUGGACUUUAUUUUACAAACUGAGAAACGAGUUUAAUUGAGCCUUCCUUGUUUACUGUCUUUAAGUUCACUGCUGAGCUGUACAAGUUUUGCUCUAAUUGUGAUAGAGUUUAGAUUUCUUUUAAAUUUAAUAUCAUUUGGAUAUAAGUCAUUCAGUGUGGUUAUGCCUUUAACAAAAUAACCAAUUUGCUAUCCCCAUUGUGAAUUACAGUUUCAGAGCAGUAAUGAUGUGUAUUCACACACUUGAAACAUGAGCUGAAUUAAAUCGAGUUCAACAACAAUUUAUAGACAGCUAUUGUAAAGGUUAACCAGCGGAUUAUUGUGGGCUGCAACUAUAACCUAGGUCAUCAAGGUGUAAGUGUGGACAUUUAUUAACCUUCUUCUGUUUAUUUCUUAAUAAAUUAUAAUUAAGAUGAAAUUGGGACAAAAAAAUGAACAAAAAGCACCCAGGACAAAAUAUUCAGACUGAAGUAAAACAAAAAAGUG
Pristis pectinata (smalltooth sawfish) is the source of this 3404-nucleotide messenger RNA. It is a transcript of the gene mpp2b, whose product is annotated as MAGUK p55 scaffold protein 2b. Gene Ontology annotation, cellular component: plasma membrane; cell-cell junction. Gene Ontology annotation, molecular function: protein binding. The record is from RefSeq and is a predicted model, not a curated record. NCBI's taxonomy places the organism in Eukaryota, Metazoa, Chordata, Chondrichthyes, Rhinopristiformes, Pristidae.